UGAAAAGCAUCUAGCAUGUGGACAUUGCUUUGUGCCGACAAUAAUAUUGCAUUAUAAAAUCACACUGCUUUCUUCAACAAUUCGCCACAUCAACAUUCCCAACUCGACAAGUAAGAAUCAACAUCAAGAUAGUCUCUCCGCAACUGCAACAACCAAUUGAAGAUGCACCGCCCCGGCCACCAUGAUCAUGGCCAUGGACCUGGCGGCGGUCCAGGAGGACCAGGCGGACCAGGCGGCGGUCCGGGAGGACCAGGUGGACCAGGCUCCCAUGGACCUCCAGGCGGCGGUCUAGGAGGACCGGGAGGACCAGGUGGCGGUCCAGGAGGACUGGGCGGCGGUUGGGGAGGACCAGGCGGCGGUGGCCCAGGAGGACCAGGAGGCGGUGGCCCAGGAGGACCAGGCGGGGGCGGUCCAGGAGGACCAGGCGGCGGCGGUCCAGGAGGACCGGGCGGGGGUUGGGGAGGUCCAGGUGGCGGUGGUCCAGGAGGCCCAGGAGGCGGUGGUCCAGGAGGACCAGGCGGCGGUGGCCCAGGAGGACCAGGAGGCGGUGGCCCAGGAGGACCAGGCGGGGGCGGUCCAGGAGGACCAGGCGGCGGCGGUCCAGGAGGACCGGGCGGGGGUUGGGGAGGUCCAGGUGGCGGUGGUCCAGGAGGCCCAGGAGGCGGUGGUCCAGGAGGACCAGGCGGCGGUGGCCCAGGAGGACCAGGAGGCGGUGGCCCAGGGGGACGAGGCGGCGGCGGUCCAGGGGGACAUGGUCGCUAGUGGUGUACUAGCUAGUAGUACGUAGUCUAUAUAUGAUGAUAUAACUAAGUUGAUGAUGAGCGUAAUUAGUUAAUAAUGAUGAUGUUGUGCUUGUUAUUAAUUUCUAGUUAGUUUUGGUAAUCAUGUUGAGUGAGAUCCUUCCAUUCCCCGGCCAUCUCCAGUGGCUCAGUUCAGCUAGCUGGAGAAGAUAAGGGCGGUUCAUGUCAUACUAGUAGUACUGUAUGAUGCAUGUAAUAUAUAACAAUAAAAUGAAGAGAACCACUUUAUUAUGAUA
Prunus avium (sweet cherry) is the source of this 1036-nucleotide messenger RNA. The record is from RefSeq and is a predicted model, not a curated record. Lineage: Eukaryota; Viridiplantae; Streptophyta; Magnoliopsida; Rosales; Rosaceae.